Polyodon spathula (Mississippi paddlefish) is the source of this 2472-nucleotide messenger RNA. RefSeq names its product D-3-phosphoglycerate dehydrogenase-like. Gene Ontology annotation, biological process: L-serine biosynthetic process. Gene Ontology annotation, molecular function: phosphoglycerate dehydrogenase activity; NAD binding. Lineage: Eukaryota; Metazoa; Chordata; Actinopteri; Acipenseriformes; Polyodontidae. Bases 151 to 1737 code for a protein of 528 amino acids. The transcript has 12 exons. The record is from RefSeq and is a predicted model, not a curated record.
CAAAAAUCAGGAGAUUCGCGUAGUUCUCCAGUGUUUUGCGUUGAAUUACAGAACAAGGAACCUGUUGAAGAGCCCUAAGUUUAUUAAAGUUUUUAGUAAAAAUAAAUAAAUAAAUAAAUAAAAUCGCUCUAAAACUAAAAGUUCAGUAAAAUGGCUUUGGCAACAGUCCGAAGAAUUUUAAUAAGUGAAACUGUUGAUCCUUGUUGCAAGCAGAUUUUGCAAGAAAAUGGCAUUGCUGUUACGGAGAAACAAAAUCUGAGCAAAGACGAGCUGAUUGAUGAAAUGAAGGGCUAUGAGGGACUUAUAGUUCGUUCUGCCACCAAGGUCACUGCUGAUGUCAUCAAUGCUGCCGAAAACUUGAAGAUCAUAGGCAGGGCAGGGACCGGUGUAGAUAAUGUGGAUGUGGAGGCAGCAACAAAGAAAGGCAUUAUUGUGAUGAAUACUCCCAGUGGCAAUACCACCAGUGCUGCUGAGCUGACCUGUGGAAUGAUCGUAAGUCUGUCCAGGCAAAUCCCACAAGCUGUUAUGUCAAUGAAAGCUGGAAACUGGGAUCGUAAAAAGUUCAUGGGGGCAGAGCUAUAUGGCAAAACUCUAGGAAUUGUGGGUCUUGGGAGAAUUGGAAAGGAAGUAGCUAUUCGAAUGCAGUCUUUUGGAAUGAAGACUGUAGGCUAUGAUCCUAUAAUUCCUCCUGAAGUCAGCGCCACAUUUGGAGUUGAACAGAUGUCCCUUGAGAGACUGUGGCCACUUUGUGAUUAUAUCACUGUUCACACGCCUUUAAUGCCAUCUACAACAGGGUUGUUAAAUGAUGAAAGUUUUGCCAAGUGUAGAAAGGGAGUAAAGGUCAUUAAUUGUGCCCGCGGUGGCAUUAUAGACGAGGGUGCUCUACUGCGAGCUCUGGAGUCUGGGCAGUGUGGCGGAGCAGGACUGGAUGUGUUUAUUGACGAACCCCCUAAGGAUUGGUCACUUGUAAACCACCCUGGUGUGGUCAGCUGCCCUCACCUCGGGGCCAACACCAAGGAGGCCCAAAUACGCUGCGGGAGAGACAUUGCAACACAGAUUGUCGAAAUGUUGCAGGGCAAAUCCUUAAUUGGGACUGUGAAUGCACAGGUCCUUACAGCUGCUAUAGCUCCUGAAUCUAGACCUUGGAUUAAGCUUGGAGAAGCACUGGGUUCGGUGGCCAAAGCUUGCGCCGGACAAGUGAAAAGCCAAGUUCAGAUUACAGCACUGGGACAAUCCCUAAAGAAUGCGGCUGGCUAUCUGAGCGCUGCAGUGGUUGUUGGACUGCUUAAGGAUGGCUCAAAGAGUGCUGUUAACCUUGUGAAUGCACUACCCCUGGCAAAGGAAGCUGGAGUAACUAUUGCCAGUCACCACAGUGAUGCAGCACCAAUGUUGGCUCAAAGAGCAUGUGCAGUAGAAAUAUCUGCAAACGGUGUCUCUCACAAAGUGGUGGGGUCGGUUCAAGGAGAUGUUCCUGUCCUAUUGGAGCUCAAUGGAGGGCUUUUCAGACACCCAGUCCCUCUCACUGGCAACCUGAUCUUUUUUAAGGCCUUGGCAAGCCCUCAGCUUGUGCCUUCUGUUGCAGGUGUGCUAGCGGCUGCUGGUCUUCAGGUGGAGUUGUUCAGCACCUCUGCAGCAAUCGCAGGAGAGCAGUGGUGCAGUGUGGGAGUUUCUUCGUUAUUAGGAGACCUGAACACAUUGAAAGUGCACGUAAAAGAAGCACUGCAGCUGUCCUUGUAGAUUCCAGAGAUGCCUUUCACAUCAUUCCAUAGGUGUCCUUAACGUUCUCUGUCACAUUGAUAUUGCUGUUGGAUUGACAGAUUCCUUGGUUUGCUUCAUAAUUUAAUGUGUAUUAACUGUGGCUUUCAAAAACACGUUUUCGUGACACUAGUUAACAAGAAGUCCCUUUAGAGCUUUGCUUUAGUUUUCCAAGCUUCAUUUUCACUUUGACUUGGGUGAUAUCAGUUUUUAGUGUCAUCAUUUAAAAUGUCUGUCACCCCCUGCAUGGCAAACUUGAUAACUGCCUUAAAUUUUCGUCAUCUUCUCAGACUUUUAUCCUAGACCCCAAGCUUCCUGUAAACUGUUUGAAUUUCAUUUGGGUAUAACCUGAUACUAUACGUUUCUCUCUCAUUGUAAGCUGUGUGGGUUCAGGUGGAGUGAGUAAACAGAGUAUUUCCAUCAAUUUUUUAAUAAUUUAAAUUGGCAUGUCUGACUAAAGACACCAAGUUUACAAGUUGGCCGCAGCGAUAUUUAGAUCUGUUUUGGUCUUUGAAAUAGGCAAAAUAGAGGAAAAAGGACUUUAUCUGAAGUAAAGUGAAAAUGAUGUAUGGAAAACAAAAAGACAUAGAAACACAAUAAAACAUAGUGAUGCAUUUUACAUAGUGUUACUGUGACUACCAGUGUUAAAUGUUUGAAGAGUAAAUGUAUUAUGUUAAGAGUAAAUGCCAAAACAUGAAUAAAAUGAGUUUAGCUUUA